Cynocephalus volans (Philippine flying lemur) is the source of this 4136-nucleotide messenger RNA. It is a transcript of the gene FBXO38, whose product is annotated as F-box protein 38. The coding region runs from base 151 to 3720 and encodes 1189 amino acids. Gene Ontology annotation, molecular function: protein binding. Gene Ontology annotation, cellular component: nucleus; cytoplasm. NCBI's taxonomy places the organism in Eukaryota, Metazoa, Chordata, Mammalia, Dermoptera, Cynocephalidae. The transcript is spliced from 22 exons. Gene Ontology annotation, biological process: SCF-dependent proteasomal ubiquitin-dependent protein catabolic process; protein K48-linked ubiquitination. The record is from RefSeq and is a predicted model, not a curated record.
AGUGCCUCGGCGGUGGGGGCCGCGGGAAAUGGCUGUCGCGUUUUUCACUCCCUCUCAACCACAAUAACAGACGGAGGGCUGGCGUAGGUUCUUUGAACUCAGAUAAACAAGAGUGGAGAUUUGCUCUUUGAUACUGGAGACAACACAGCAAUGGGGCCACGAAGGAAAAGUGUUAAAACGUGUCUCGUGAAUAAUGAGAUCCCCGAGGAAACAAUAUCAGAUGAAACAAAGGACUAUAUGAAUCAGCUUUCACAUGAAGUUCUUUGCCAUAUUUUUAGGUACCUCCCUCUGCAGGAUAUCAUGUGUAUGGAAUGUCUUUCCCGGAAGCUAAAGGAAGCAGUGACCCUAUAUCUGAGAGUUGUGAGGGUUGUGGAUCUCUGUGCAGGGCGGUGGUGGGAAUACAUGCCAAGUGGCUUCACAGAUUCCAGUUUUCUAACACUAUUGAAGAAGAUGCCGGACGUUGAGCAGCUAUAUGGCCUUCAUCCUCGAUACCUUGAGAGGCGAAGAGUAAGGGGCCAUGAGGCUUUUAGCAUUCCAGGAGUACUAGAAGCUUUGCAAGCAUGCCCAAACUUAGUGGGUGUGGAAACUUCUCAUUUGGAGUUGGUAGAAUCCAUUUGGACAUAUAUGCCGCAUGUUCAUAUUUUGGGGAAAUUUCGUAAUCGAAAUGGAGCAUUUCCAAUUCCUCCUGAAAAUAAACUGAAAAUUCCUAUAGGAGCCAAAAUUCAAACUUUACAUUUAGUUGGGGUGAAUGUUCCUGAAAUUCCUUGUAUCCCAAUGCUAAGGCACCUUUAUAUGAAGUGGGUGAGACUCACAAAGCCACAACCAUUUAAAGAUUUUCUUUGCAUCAGCCUAAGAACUUUCGUCAUGAGGAACUGUGCAGGACCCACAAAUUCCUUGAAAUAUGUCCCUUUAGUGACAGGCUUAGCCUCUGCACGAAACUUGGAACACUUGGAAAUGGUUCGAGUUCCUUUCCUUGGAGGUCUUAUCCAACAUGUAGUUGAAGACAGUUGGAGAUCAGGUGGUUUUAGAAAUUUGCACACUAUUGUUUUGGGAGCUUGCAAAAAUGCUCUUGAAGUAGAUCUUGGUUACCUCAUCAUCACUGCUGCCCGUAGGUUACAUGAAGUUCGGAUCCAGCCUUCCCUAACCAAAGAUGGUGUCUUUUCUGCCCUAAAGAUGGCAGAGUUGGAGUUCCCUCAGUUUGAAACCCUUCAUCUGGGAUAUGUAGAUGAGUUUUUGCUGCAGAGCAGAAUGGCUAAUGCAGAUCUUGUGAAGUACGGUUUAGCUGAUGUGGUAGAAAAUCCUGGUAUCAUCACCGAUAUAGGGAUGAAGGCAGUUAAUGAAGUUUUUUCCUGUAUCAAAUAUCUGGCCAUUUACAAUUGCCCUCAUCUACAUAACCCAUACAAUUGGAUCUCAGACCACUCAAGAUGGACUCGAUUGGUUGAUAUCAACCUAGUGCGGUGUCAUGCUUUGAAACUGGAUUCCUUUGGCCAGUUUAUUGAAUUGUUGCCCAGCCUGGAGUUUAUUUCACUGGACCAGAUGUUUCGUGAACCACCCAAGGGCUGUGCUCGAGUUGGUCUGAGUGCAGGCACGGGAAUUGGGGUUUCCUCGGCCCUUGUUAGCAACCAGAACUCCAACAAUGACAAUGAUAAUAAUGCCCAGAAUAACAAUGCCAACAUCCACGACAACAAUCACCAUCACCCAGAUGACUCAGAUGAGGAGAAUGACUUUCGACAAGACCUGCAGCCAGGAGAGCAGCAGUUUGCAGCCGACGCCUUGAAUGAAAUGGAAGACAUGGUGCAAGAAGAUGGAGAAGUGGUAGCUGAGAGCAGAAAUGAUACUCCAGCUGACAGUCAAGCAAUUAUUCCAGUAGAUGUUGAUGAGGAACAAGCAGGACCCAGUGGUCUUCAGCGUGUAGUAAAACCAACCCCAAUUACUGUUCAUGAUUCAGAGAGUGAUGAUGAAGAAGACAGUCUAGAACUCCAAGAAGUCUGGAUUCCUAAGAAUGGUGCUCGGCGUUAUUCUGAACGUGAAGAAAAAACUGGAGAGUCAGUACAGUCCAGGGAAUUGUCAGUAAGUGGAAAAGGCAAGACUCCACUUCGAAAGAGGUACAACUCCCAUCAGAUGGGCCAGUCGAAGCAGUUUCCCCUCGAGGAAAGCAGCUGUGAGAAAGGCUGUCAGGUCACCAGUGAGCAGAUCAAAGCCGAUAUGAAAGCAGCUAGGGAUAUUCCUGAAAAGAAAAAAAACAAGGAUGUUUAUCCCAGCUGCAGCAGCACCACCGCCAGCACAGUGGGAAACUCCAGCUCACACAGCACUGCUUCUCAAAGCCCCGACUUUGUAAGGACGGUGAACAGCGGCGGCUCUUCCGAGCCUAGCCCUACAGAAGUGGAUGUGUCCAGGCAGUGUGUCUGCUCCCCCGGUGGGUCAGAGGACUCUGAGGCCAUGGAGGAGGGAGAUGCAGAGAGCUCUGUCUGUCCCAGAUGCUGCUGUCACAGGCCCCAGGAAUCCCAAAGGAGAACUAGCAGGUGUUCUGAUGAGGAACGUCCUUCAACCAGCCGAGCCUGUGUUGUGAAUGGCCCGGAUGGUACGAGAUCCGCCUUUUCCUUUAGGACUCUGCCACAAGGGGGGUCUUCAGGCCCAGCACAUGAUGAAAGGACUAAUGGGAGUGGCUCUGGGGCUACAGGUGAGGACAGGAGGGGGAGCUCCCAUCCUGAGAGUUGUGACGUGCAGUCUAAUGAAGACUACCCUCGGAGGCCCCUAACCAGGGCCAGGAGCAGACUGUCCCAUGUACCGCUGGUAUCUGAGUCAGAGGUUGCCAAAACAAAGCCACGUCAUGCCAUGAAACGGAAGCGGACGGCAGACAAGUCCACCAGUACCAGUGAUCCUGUGAUCGAGGAUGACCAUGUGCAGGUUCUUGUGUUAAAAUCCAAAAAUCUUGUUGGAGUCACUAUGACCAAUUGUGGAAUCACAGAUCUAGUGCUAAAAGACUGUCCCAAGAUGAUGUUCAUCCAUGCUACUAGGUGCAGGGUACUGAAACAUUUAAAAGUAGAAAAUGCACCAAUUGUAAACCGAUUUGACUAUGCACAAUGCAAGAAACUGAAUAUGGAUCAGGUACUAGACCAGAUACUAAGGAUGCCUCCUGAGAGAAAUCGCAUCAUCUAUCUACGCCCAAUGCAGCAGGUGGACACACUGACCUUGGAGCAGAAGCUGUUUAGUGGCCCUUACCCCUAUCACAUCUGUAUUAUCCACGAAUUUAGUAACCCUCCCAACAUUCGGAACAAGGUGCGCAUUCGCAGCUGGAUGGACACCAUAGCAAACAUCAAUCAAGAGCUCAUUAAGUAUGAAUUCUUCCCCGAAGCCACUCGAAGUGAAGAAGACUUAAAGAAGUACCCCAAGUAUCCCUGGGGAAGAGAAAUCUAUACUUUAGAAGGUGUUGUGGAUGGAGCUCCAUAUUCCAUGAUUUCUGACUUCCCUUGGCUGAGGUCACUACGGGCAGCAGAGCCCAACAGCUUUGCCCGAUAUGAUUUUGAAGAUGACGAAGAAAGCACCAUCUAUGCUCCUCGAAGGAAAGGGCAGCUGUCUGCAGACAUCUGUAUGGAAACAAUAGGAGAAGAAAUUUCAGAGAUGCGUCAGAUGAAGAAGGGUGUGUUUCAACGAGUAGUGGCAAUUUUUAUCCACUAUUGUGAUGUUAAUGGAGAGCCAGUUGAAGAUGACUACAUUUGAUUGGUCCCUCCUCCUUUCCAGCUAUUCUGGCAGAAAUAUUCUGGGAUCAUCUAAUGAGAAUCUCCCCAGAGACUUGGGGAAUGCAGUUGGAAGGUCCUGGUUCAGUUUGGUAUAUAGGAAAUAUAUAAGGAACAUUGAAAUUGUAUACAAAGAUUUGUACAUAGAGGAAAUAUACAAAGAUACUUCCGGAAGUACCAACUUUAUAUCAUAUGUUUAUACAAUUUAAUUUAAAAGUUCAUUUUAAUGAAGGCAGAUAAUUUGAAAGAGUUCAUUUUGUUCAUUUUUCCUGACUUAGUUCAUAAAUGUCAUUUUUUGACUUAGCACCCAUUUGCUAUAUUCUUAAUCAAUGUCAUCCCUUUGAAUCUGUGCCUUUUUCUUCUCGAGCAAAGCUGUUUGAGUAAAUCUGUUGAAGAGUG